AUCAGUUGACUUGAAUAUAGCGCGCAGAUUUUUCUUUUUGUGAGAGACCCACUGUUCACCCUCCUCAACCACACGCAUCACUCUAGACUCCAGCCGUACAAUGCCUGCAUUUUCGAAGCUCUAUCUCUUCGCUUACAAUUCCCUCCAGGCCUUUGGAUGGGCAGUUUCUCUCCUUGCAAUUCUGAUUAACUUCUUUUCCACUCACUCACUCAAUGGAGCCUAUGCUUCUGCUGGAGACCUAAUCUGUUUGUUGCAGACUGUUUCUUUCUUGGAAGUGAUUCAUGGAGCAUUGGGCGUUGUCCCAAGUGGGGUGUUGUUCCCUUUUAUGCAGUGGGGAGGAAGAACCCAUUUCGUGCUGGCCAUUGUUCGUCAAAUCAUUGAGGUCCAGGAAUUACCAUCAGUUUUUAUAACUUUUGUUGCUUGGAGUAUGGCCGAGGUAAUUAGGUACUCACAUUAUGCUUUGAACUGCGUCGGAAGUUGCCCAUCUUGGAUAACAUACCUCAGGUAUACCGCGUUCAUUGUGCUGUAUCCUAUAGGACUUGCUCCUGGUGAAAUGUGGACCAUGUACCAAGCUCUUCCGUUUGUAAAGAAGAAGAAUCUCUAUGCAGAUUUCUUUGCUGCUUUCCCUUUCAGCUAUUAUGAUUUUCUCAGGGUUGUGCUUCUCUGCUAUCCUUUCCUCUGGUUAAAUCUUUACCGGUAUUUGUUAAAGCAACGACGGUCAAAAUUGGGUAGGCAUCAAGAGACAAAGAAGAAGAAGUGAAUGUUAAAGUUCUUUCAUUGAGACGCCUGGUGACCAUUCUUGUUGUUAUCAAUUGUGUUUGGUAUUCAAUUUCUGACAAAUCUGAUCGAUGCAUUUGCUACCUUUAUUGAAUGUUAGAGAUCUGAUUUCUGGAGCUCAAUGUUUUUUAGUCUGCCAGGCUGGUGCACAGUAAUGAAAGUUUGACAUGAUAUUCUGAUUA
Molecule: messenger RNA, 959 nt
Organism: Populus nigra (black poplar)
Lineage: Eukaryota; Viridiplantae; Streptophyta; Magnoliopsida; Malpighiales; Salicaceae
Exons: 9
Coding region: 101-760 (219 amino acids)
Biological process (GO): sphingolipid biosynthetic process; fatty acid elongation; very long-chain fatty acid biosynthetic process
Cellular component (GO): endoplasmic reticulum membrane
Molecular function (GO): 3-hydroxyacyl-CoA dehydratase activity
Source: RefSeq, a predicted model, not a curated record